UCUCUCUCUCUCCCUCAAUUUUUUUACUCUUUAAGUUUCUCUGAAUCUUAUUAUUUUAUGCUGUAUAUGGAUGGUUAUAGAGAAAGUGAAAGUCGAACGAGAUCAGAAACGUCUGGGUUAGCUGGUCACGAGUCAGUCGAGUUGGCUCAACAGGAUUCACCGAUGAUAGAAUCCAUGUCUUCAGAAUGGACAGAUGAGAAGCACAAUCUUUAUCUUAAAUCCAUGGAGGCUUCAUUUGUUAAUCAAUUAAACAACUCGAUAGGUCUUCUUGGUUGGCGUUCCCGGAAGGGGAGGUCAGUUCCAAACUUGUCUGGGGAAGUCAAUUGUAGCACCUGUAGACCUUCUGGCCAGUUUAAGGUUCAUCAACGUGGCGGCUGGCAGAAAAUCAAUUUUCGAAGACCUGAAUCUCAACUAAGCUCAGCGAAGGACUCCCGUGGGUUUUUAACAAGCCCAUGGAUUCAACAGUUUACGCCUGCAAGAAAACCAGAUGGUGCAACAUCUCCUGCUCAUCAAGAAGGUGCGAUCCAAAGUCGAGGAAUCAAUUUAAAUUGGAAGAAAGCAGUGCUCUGCUGUCCAGCAACUAAUUCAAAACUUUCUCAUUUUGGCAACUCUUGUCAUCAUGAUUUCGUUGAAAGCAACACAGAGAUGUCAGGCCAGAACUUUGUCGACGAAGACAUCGAAGGUGAAAGGGCAAGCAGUUCUUUCAGCUCAAAAAGGUUGAAAUCUCUGAAAACUGAUACUUCGAGUAGUGACCAGGUUGUUCCCCACGGGAAGACUCCUGUGGAAGAAGACGUUACUGAGUGUAUUUCUGCAGCUAAAUAAAGGACUUGCAAUACUGAUCUGAAAGUCGAUGGCUUGUGUGACUAAUUUUCUAACCCUUGGAGUGCUGGACAAGCUCUUUUUUUUUUCCUUUUCUUUUGAACUGGGGGGGGGAGGGAAUGCGUCGAGGCAUUUCUUAACAUGGUUACAGCAACGAAUAGCUAGCAUUAUUUGAUGCCUACAAAGACAGGGAGGAGGUGGGGGGAUGCUCUGUUACGGAGGGCUACUAAUCCUUUAUCUGCUUGUAAUCUUUUAUAUGGUUGCGGCAACUGUAUGUGUUGCAUGUCGGUUGCUUCAUAUGUUGACAUAAGUCAACAGAUUUUGUAGUACAAUUAAGGUUUGUGUAAGCUAUGAUGAUAGUUAUUGAAGCACUGCUAUCCAGUAGGUAUUGAGUUUGGGUAACUAAGAACGUUAUCUCAUUAGAAAAGAUUUCUCUCCA
Molecule: messenger RNA, 1258 nt
Organism: Populus euphratica (Euphrates poplar)
Lineage: Eukaryota; Viridiplantae; Streptophyta; Magnoliopsida; Malpighiales; Salicaceae
Exons: 5
Coding region: 58-822 (254 amino acids)
Biological process (GO): response to cold; regulation of circadian rhythm
Source: RefSeq, a predicted model, not a curated record